CUUUCUCAUCCAUAAACAUCAAAUCUUUUAGAUAAGAUGAUAAGCCCACGUAACACCAGAAACUCACCCUUAUGCCUUUUUCCCUUUACCAUUCCCUAACUAAUCUCCUUCUCUUCUCCCUCUCUCUCCUCCUUUCCUAAACUAUGGCAGCUUCCACUUUGAUCACCCCAACCUCCAAGCUCAAACCACUUUCCCCAACCCCAAUCAGGUCCAAACUCAUUACCACCGCAGCUUCCACCAACUCCUCUGUCGCUCCCUCAGCGUCUGCCUCCGCCCUCACCCGUCGACACCUUACCAUUACCGCGGUCACUGCUGCCAUUCUCUCCCCUAUUCUUUUGCCCGCUGCCCACGCCUCCUCCGAAGAUGAAUACGUGAAGGAGACGAAGGAGGUUAUAACCAAGGUUCGGACUACAAUCACAAAGGAUAAGAAUGAUCCUGAUGUGGCUGAUGCUGUAGCAGAACUUAGAACUACUUCUAACUCCUGGGUGGCUAAAUAUAGGAGAGAGAAAUCUCUUCUUGGACGGCCGUCUUUCCGGGAUAUGUACUCUGCCCUCAAUGCUGUGUCUGGUCAUUACAUCAGUUUUGGGCCUACUUCUCCCAUCCCUGCUAAGAGAAGAACUAGGAUCUUGGAGGAGAUGGACAGUGCAGAAAAGGCUUUACUUAGAGGAAGAUGAGCUUCUUUUUCUUUUUUUAACCCACCUCCCUUUCUUUUUGUAUUUAUAAUUACCAUAUAUUUGUAUGUACCGGAAUUCUGCUUUUGAAGGUGAGAUAUAUGGAUUCUUGCAAUUGACCAA
Messenger RNA from Beta vulgaris subsp. vulgaris (sugar beet), 794 nucleotides. RefSeq names its product photosystem II repair protein PSB27-H1, chloroplastic. Gene Ontology annotation, biological process: photosystem II assembly; photosystem II repair. NCBI's taxonomy places the organism in Eukaryota, Viridiplantae, Streptophyta, Magnoliopsida, Caryophyllales, Amaranthaceae. The transcript has a single exon. Gene Ontology annotation, cellular component: photosystem II; chloroplast thylakoid lumen. Bases 144 to 674 code for a protein of 176 amino acids. The record is from RefSeq and is a predicted model, not a curated record.